Molecule: messenger RNA, 321 nt
Organism: Ochotona curzoniae (black-lipped pika)
Lineage: Eukaryota; Metazoa; Chordata; Mammalia; Lagomorpha; Ochotonidae
Gene: TMEM213
Product: transmembrane protein 213
Exons: 3
Coding region: 1-321 (106 amino acids)
Source: RefSeq, a predicted model, not a curated record
AUGCAGUGCCUCACCUCUGCCCCCCAAGCCGUCCUGCUUCUCAGCCUGAUCUUCACCUCCUUCCACUCGGCUUGCUGGGCAGAAGCAAGCAGCAACAAUUCAGCUUUGAGCACCCACCAUCCAGACCCUGGCUUCCUGGAGCAGUGCCCCAGCGUCGACUUCUGCCCACAGGCAGCCCGCUGCUGCCACACCGGCGUGGAUGGGUAUGGCUGGAUCGCGGCGGCUGUCGGCUGGAGCUUGUGGUUUCUUACCCUCAUCCUGCUCUGUGUGGACAAGCUGAUGAAGCUGGCUCCAGAGGAACCCAAGGACUUGCAAGCUUGA